Molecule: messenger RNA, 901 nt
Organism: Anolis carolinensis (green anole)
Lineage: Eukaryota; Metazoa; Chordata; Lepidosauria; Squamata; Anolidae
Product: C-reactive protein
Exons: 2
Coding region: 133-840 (235 amino acids)
Biological process (GO): innate immune response
Molecular function (GO): complement component C1q complex binding
Source: RefSeq, a predicted model, not a curated record
ACCCAGCUUUGCAGAGAUAAUAAAAGGCCCUUCCUUUCUGUGAGGAUUAGGCAUUUCAAAGGCUAUAGGAAAAGUUAUCUGGAUUUAUCCAGGUUUGAUUGCUCUUAUUCUUGACCACGUUUCCGAAAGGCAAUGAAGAACCCAACACCAGUCAGUUUGCUUCUGGUACUCAUUUCCUUCUCAGGGGUCCUGUCUGAAACCAACCUGCAGCAGAAGGUGCUUGUCUUCCCCGCAGAAUCGGACAGUGCCUCUGUGGUUCUGCAGGCCCCGCUCUUGGAGCCGCUGACCAGCUUCACCAUGUGCCUGAGAUACUACUCACUCCUGACCCGUGAAUACGGCCUCUUCUCUUACGCUACGAAGGAACAGUACAACCAAAUCCUGCUCUUGAAGCCCAGUCCAAACCAAUAUAGACUUUAUCUUGGGGAAGUUUAUGUGACCUUUAUCCUUCCGGAAAAAAAGGACUCUAAACCCGGUUGGGAGCACAUCUGUGUGAGCUGGGAGUCUGCCACGGGAUUAGUGGCGUUGUGGUUGGAUGGGGAGCCGUUGCCCCGGAUGGGGCUGCAGAAAAGCCAGUGUAUCCAUCCCGAGGCAUCUAUUGUACUCGGGCAAGAUCAAGACUCCUUCGGAGGUGGCUUUGAUGCCAGCCAAUCCUUUGUGGGAGAGAUGAAGGAUGUGUACAUGUGGAACAGGGUUCUGAAUGCCGAUGAAGUGGGUCUCGUCUCGAGUGACUACGUCCUUUCUGACUCUCUGAUUAACUGGAGAGCGUUGAAUUAUGAAAUCAAGGGUUAUGUUGUUCUUCAGCCUUGUCAAACGCCUUCCCCAUACGGAGUUCAAUCAUAAUCAUAUACAUGCCUUCUUAUUCACCGACAAUGUUCCAAUAAAGAAAAAUAGCACCUGAUUA